AUGGAUGACAAAUCUCAGGCUGAAGAAGCUAUCCGAAACCUGCAUCACUAUGACCUCAAUGGCCAGCCUAUGAAUGUGGAAUUGAGUCGUGGGAAGUUGAGGGGGUCUACCAAGCUCCAUGUUGGCAACCUUGCGUGCACUAACCAAGAGCUUAGAGCCAAGUUUGAAGAGUUUGGUCGCGUCUUGGAGUGUGACAUAGUAAAAAACUAUGCCUUUGUUCACAUGGAGAGGCUGGAUGAUGCGAUGGAUGCCAUUAACAAUUUAGACAACGCUGCGUUUAAAGGCAAACUGAUGAGCGUGAAGCUUUCUACUAGUCGGCUUCGUACUGCGCCGGGAAUGGGAGACCGGGCGAGCUGUUACCGUUGCGGGGAGGAAGGCCACUGGUCCAAGGAAUGUCCUCUUGACCAAAAUGGCUAUCCUCGAAACGGCUCGGGGCCGAGGUCGGACGGAUUCGAUGCUCCGAGAUUUGCUGGGCGCGGUCGCAACAGGGGGUAUAAUCCGGGCUUCGGCGGUGAACCAGAGUUCGAAGGUGCUUAUCCUCCGGUACCUAGUUCCCGUGGACCGCCGGGUUACAGACGUGGUGCGGCCUAUGAGAGUUCGGUGAGGUAUGGCCCUCCGGCGUAUGGUGGCGGUCCUGAGCAGGACGUGGCUCGAAUGUACAGCGCUGAGGCGGCAUACAGAAGCAGCAGUUCGUAUUAUGGCGCGGUUCCAUCCUACCCGGUCCGACGAUCUGCUUAUGAACGGGAUCCGUACGAGGCCGUGGAUUACUACGAGAGGUACAGGGCCGGUGCGUACAGUGCCAGUUAUUUAGAGGACCGCCGCUCCGUUCCCAUUCCUGCUCCUCCACCACCAUCUUCGGCAAUAAUGAGGGAACGUCUGCAACCCAGUGCAUACAGUAUUCCUCCCAUCCCUCCACCUCCCGCUCCUGUGUCAUCCUACCUAACGCGUGAGCGCAGCCCAAUUCGCAGAGUUCCUGAUCCGAUCGGGUACUCGUAUGAUCGUUCUCAUGUUCCAUCUACAGCCAGUCUCCAAAGAAGUUCAACCUACGAGCACCCGCGGGAUCCCGCUGCCGACCGAGCACGCUACGGUUACUAG
Knipowitschia caucasica is the source of this 1095-nucleotide messenger RNA. The record is from the annotation of a GenBank genome assembly. Lineage: Eukaryota; Metazoa; Chordata; Actinopteri; Gobiiformes; Gobiidae.